GUGACCUCAGUAGAUCACCUGACUUGAAGAUGGCUGUUCUGCAGGAGAAGGAGUUUGCUGCCCUACAGCUGCUGCUCAAGGCUUCCUCAAAGGAUGUGGUUGGAAAUCUUUGCAGGGAUUCAUUUCCAGCAUCUGCCAUUGGUUCUGUACAGUUGAUUGAUAGUGUAUCGGACAAUCUAUCUGUCACCCCUGAAGAAGCUGCUGAGGUAGUUCAGGCUCUGCACUCUCUGAUCCGACAUGUGGUAUAUAAAGGCCUGGCAUCUGCAGAGGAAAUUCUAUCCAUCUUCCCGGAAAACUUCCAUCAGAGUCUAAAGAAUUUGCUGACCAAAAUGAUUCUGGAGAAUCUAUCUGUGUGGAGGAAUAAUGCACAGAACAAUAAUAUCUCCUUACCGCGUCUUGUUGAUCUGAAAUGGAGAGUGGACAUAAAGACCUCAUCAGACUCGGUUAUGCGAAUGGCAAUUCCCACCUGCCUGUUACAAAUGAAAAUUCAGGAGGAUGCAGAGCUGUGCGGGCUCAAUCCAGCUGCUUCCACACUGACCAUGGAGCUCAGCAAAGAGACACUGGACACCAUGCUGGAAGGCCUGGGCAGGAUACGAGACCAGCUGUCUGCAGUGGCUAACAAAUAAAGGUCCACAUCACAGUAGAAGGACAUUGGACUGAACAAUCUGCACAAUAGUAUUGGCCGGGAGCUACCGGUGACCAUAUAGACCCGGCUCUGGACACUGGUUCCAAACCACAAUCCUCUUGAAAACAAGAGGUUUUGAUGUCUGAGUGCAGGAGCCAGAUGUUACGUUGUGAUCACUUUUAUGUAAUACAAACAAAACAGAAUUCAAGGAACGGAAACAGUUUGUUUAUAUCCAGGUUUGAAUUAGAAUUAUAGAGACAUUUUCUUAAUUUUUAUCAUUAUCCACGUUUCUUACUAUAAUCUUGUAAAUGUAAUAUUCCUUUAAACCUGACAUUUAUUCUGAA
Molecule: messenger RNA, 969 nt
Organism: Pelobates fuscus (common spadefoot toad)
Lineage: Eukaryota; Metazoa; Chordata; Amphibia; Anura; Pelobatidae
Gene: COMMD9
Product: COMM domain containing 9
Exons: 6
Coding region: 30-626 (198 amino acids)
Source: RefSeq, a predicted model, not a curated record